AUGUCCGACUUCAACGCCAUCGCUCAGCAGUUCGUUCAGUUCUACUACAAGACCUUCGAUGAGAACCGCGCUGGUCUCGGUGCCCUCUACAAGGAGACUUCUAUGCUCACCUUUGAGGCGCAAGGCACUCAGGGUUCAGCUGCCAUUGUAGAGAAGCUCCAGAACCUGCCAUUCCAGCAGAUACAACACCGUACCGACACGGUCGACGCUCAGCCUUCCGCCGAUGACGGUAUCCUUGUGCUCGUCACCGGUGCGCUUUUGGCAAGUCGUUCCCAUCUUGCGGGCGAGGACAAGCCAAUGAGCUUCACCCAGGCCUUCCAGCUCAAGAACGCUGAUGGCAACUGGUUCGUUCUGAACGACGUUUUCCGUCUCGUAUACCCCGCCGCGUAG
Messenger RNA from Alternaria conjuncta, 390 nucleotides. RefSeq names its product Nuclear transport factor 2 (gene NTF2). Gene Ontology annotation, cellular component: nuclear pore central transport channel. The record is from RefSeq and is a predicted model, not a curated record. The transcript has 6 exons. Gene Ontology annotation, biological process: protein import into nucleus. The coding region runs from base 1 to 390 and encodes 129 amino acids. Lineage: Eukaryota; Fungi; Ascomycota; Dothideomycetes; Pleosporales; Pleosporaceae.